Aspergillus steynii IBT 23096 is the source of this 3082-nucleotide messenger RNA. RefSeq lists its product as uncharacterized. The transcript has 5 exons. Lineage: Eukaryota; Fungi; Ascomycota; Eurotiomycetes; Eurotiales; Aspergillaceae. Gene Ontology annotation, cellular component: fungal-type vacuole membrane. The record is from RefSeq and is a predicted model, not a curated record. The coding region runs from base 180 to 2792 and encodes 870 amino acids.
UCCUCCCGUCGCUGCGGCACUCUUUCAAUCGUUAAUUGCCGUCUCGGUCUCUUCUCUCUCGUUUGACUCCUAUCCACUAUCUCUAAAGUAUCUGCAACCCCUCCCUCGAUUCGAUCCCUCUUGCCGCUGUCAUCGUCGUCUCUCCACAUCGUCCUCCCCACAUCCCGGGCCCAGCCAUCAUGGCUGAAGAGGAAAGUAGGCCUCUGUUGCAGGAGGACCACAGCAGACCUCCCAUUCAUCGAUCGGCUUCGACGGAUAAGUCAUCGCCCUCGAACUUGGCCGAAACCCCCCGACCAUUCGAACUGUCCUCGGAAUCGACUCCUCUGCUCCUUCGUCGGGAAGAUGAGCCGUGGAACUAUGGCGGCGUUGAAACGAGAAGGUCCUCAUCAUCCGAGGACCAUGACUCCUCUUCCGAUGGGAACCUGAAAACUCCCCGACGCAAAUUGGGCUGGCCCCUUUUUUGUAUCGUCCUUACCCUGACCGCUAUUCUGGCCAUCUUGAUCUUUGCCUUUGUGGCACCGGCGGUUGUGAAACAAUACGUGAAGGAGGCGGCCGUCUUCCACCCCACAAACGUGUCCAUUGAGUCCGCCACAGAGAACGGAGUGCAGACCAAGGUCCAAGGCGACGUCGUGCUGAAGGCAGAUCGCGUGCAGCGAACCUCAGUGCGGAACUUGGGUCGGUUUGUCACCUGGAUUGGGAGAGAGGUUGAGACGGGCGAGUCGGACGUCCAGGUAUACCUUCCGGAAUACGGAAAUAUCCUCGUCGGCACGGCGUCUCUACCUUCGAUCAAAGUCAACAUCCAGAAUGGCCAUGUGAAUCAUGUCGGUUUUCUGGCGGAGCUGGUGGCCGGCGAUAUCAAGGGGAUUCGCGCGGUGGCGAUGGACUGGUUAGACGGAAGGCUUGCGCGGUUAAGGGUCAACGGGAAGACAACAGUAAAGCUAAGAUCGGGAGUGUUGGACUUGGGAGAGCAAACAUUGAUGGAGUCUUUCAUCUUUGAAGGAGACGAUUUCCCUCAGCUGCCUACUGUCAACAUCUCCAGGUUCGAUGUACACGAUGCAGAUCCGUCGCAAGGGAAAGGGGCCAUGGAAAUUGACGCUUCGGUCGCUUCCUUCGUCAAUUCACCUUUUGCUCUCAGAAUCCCCCCUCUGGGAUUUAAUGUACUAGUGCCUAAUUGUUCACCUGGUGACCCCUAUAUUUCUGUCGCGGACGUCACGACCAAGGAGUUUCCAGUCACCCCCGAUCAAAUGACUUCGGUUGACAUCGUUGGGAUCAUUCGGGGUCUCUCCGACGAACUGACGAAAACUUGUCCCGGAAAGAAGACCUCGCCUUUGGAUUUCCUGGUGAAGAGUUAUAUUCGCGGUCUUCCAACCACAGUUUAUGUCCGUGGAGCAGAAACGCCCGUCUUGGGCGCCCCCGAAUGGAUGGUGGAUAUCUUGAAAAGCGUGACAGUUCCCUUGUCGUUCACGGGACACGCCCUGGAUAACCUCGUCCGAAAUUUCACCAUGUCGGACGUUCACUUUGCGCUGCCGAAUCCUCUCGCAGAUCCCGACUCCCCGGAGUCUCAGCCAAGGGUGUCCGCACUGUUGAAAGUACUGAUUGGAUUACCGAAGCAGCUGCAUCUCCAAAUGGAUGUUCCCCGUGUUCGCGCCUUCGCCGACGUUUUCUAUCACGGGAAUAAGCUCGGUGUUCUGAGGUUGCCAAAAUGGCAACCGGCCAAUUCGACCACCGUCGAAGGGAAGGACUCCCCUGGUCUACUCGUGGAAUUCGGCAUGAAGAAUGCUCCUUUGGACGUGACAGAUGAGGACGUUUUGACCGAGGUUCUCCAAGACUUGAUCUUUGAAGGAGAGCCAGUCAACCUCACAGUUGCCGCGAACGUGGACGCUGAAGUCUCCACAGGACUAGGGAAAUUCGCCAUUCGUGGAAUCCCAGCAGAGGGACAGGUCAAUGUGAAACCGCCUUAUGGCGGCAUCAUCGACCAAGUCAAGCCGCAGAUAGAAUCGCUGGCGCUGGGGCCUACGACUGAAUCAUCGUUCGUUGUGAAUACGAAAAUCAAUGUCACCAACCCGUCUCCAUACUCUGCCUCGGUGCCAUUUGUGGAUCUCCUGCUGGUCUACAACACCACUAGGGUCGCCCAUGUCACUGCGCGUGACUUAACGCUUGUCCCGGGUGUGAACUCGGGCCUGCCCGUUGACUUGAAAUGGAGCCCUCUUGAACUAGACGGCCCUGCUGGUCAGGGUGCAGGCCGAGAGUUAAUCUCUGAAUAUAUAUCAGGUGCAAACACUACCGUCACAGUCCAAAGUUACAACGGAACAAUCCCCUCGCUGCCGCAGCUUGGAAAAGCGCUGUCUAAGCUCGGGUUUGAUGUUCAGAUCCCUAGGGUUCCCGUCCGACGGGCUCCUGGCAAGGAGCCGGAAGACGAUCAGGGGCCGGGAUUUAUUCAAGAUGCCACGCUACAUCUCUGGUCAUCAACGGCCGAAUUCACGCUAUCGUCGCCUUUACCCAAUACUACCAUCGAGAUUACCUCGAUAGACGCCAAGGCGUUCUACGAGCACGACGAAGAGGUUGGCAGCAUCAAUUACUAUCGCCCCUUCGAGAUACCGCCGGGUCUCUCGCGGACUCCUCGGUUACCCGUGAACUUGGACCUCGAUGGGAUUGGCUACGAUGCCCUCAAAAAGGCCUUGGGGGGCUCACUCGCACUAGAUGCGGUGGCCAAAGUUGGCGUUCAGGUUCGAAACUACAGCGAUAUCAUCAUAUAUCAUGGCAAGGGGAUCAAAUCGCGGGUUCGAAUCUAAACUUCCCUGGGCGUUAUAUUUAUCAGGCGUAUUUUGCUUUCGUUUACCCUGGUUGUCUAUUAUUCCCCGGCCAUUGCCAUUCGUGCUGUCCCCGGGGAUCUGGGUUCUGGGGAGGUUGGCGUUCACGAAUAGAUUUGCUGAUUUUCUGCCUGUCAAGAUUGCAUCAGGCUUUGGUUAAUUUUUUUUUCGGUCAAUUCAAACAUAUUGUGAUCAUAUUGGUGUCUUUGAAACGUUUUCUUUUGGAAAUUUUGCACCAGGACGAUGUCUAAUCUUCACGAUCACCUUAAUAC